Molecule: messenger RNA, 756 nt
Organism: Moesziomyces antarcticus
Lineage: Eukaryota; Fungi; Basidiomycota; Ustilaginomycetes; Ustilaginales; Ustilaginaceae
Exons: 4
Coding region: 1-756 (251 amino acids)
Source: RefSeq, a predicted model, not a curated record
AUGGCAGCAAUCAACGACGAGAGUUUACCUCGAGGCAAUAACAGCGGUUCCGAAAGUUCUCGGAACGCGAGAGCAGCCGCAGCUGAAGUUGGACAGAUCAGAGAGCUGAGCGGGAGAGAAGGCAGGAUCACUGUCUUUUCAGAUCUGAGCACCACCGCGUUCACUUUGACAAGAUUUAUUCUCGGAAUCAGUGGAGUCAGGAGCGACUUUGAUCUCAACUUUGACCUCGAGUUCGAACUGAAGCUCGACCGCACAGACAUCGCGGAUCGCUGGCUAUGCUGUCUCCUCUCGCUUUCCGCACUCUCUUCUCGACAACGCUUGACCUCAAGCGCCUUCAGCACCCGGUCAAGAGGGCCGCGCUCCUCCUUGCGCACCCUGCGCUCGAAGAGCUACGAGGUGACCGGUGUAAUAUCCUUCGGUCUCUCCCAGCCCCGCUCACCAGGGCUACGUUCGUCCUCCUCGAGGGCGUACUGCACCUGCUACUUGUCGAGGGUGACGCAGAGACAAGCAAGGCCCAAAAGGACGCUGUUCUCGUGGUUGGUAGCCUGCGUCACCGAGUUUGCAAGGGCCAGAUCGAUGCGCCAGAUCCGCUCUGACGCAACCACACUCGCUCCGCCCCCUCGUCGUCGGCUUCGUUCCGGCGAUGGUGCGACCGUGAGUAGGAGCGAUCACAACUUUCUGCAUCUGUUGCCUCUGUCAUCAGCAGAAACAUCCUCCAAGCUCUUCUCGCGCCAGCAACAAGUGCGACCUCGCUAG